AAAAAUGUUAACAUAAAAUACUUUUUUUGAAUAUUACAAUUUCAAUGGCUUCUUGUUUCAAUGCUUAAAGAAAAAAUAAGGAAAAAAACCCAUUUUGAAAAAGGGAAAAAGAAAACAGUUAUAGCAAUUCAAAAGGAAUCCCUUUCUUCACGCUGACCGCCAAAAUCUCUUCACUUUCUCCACGUCUCUCCACUUCCAACAAACUCAUUCCUUCUUCUUCCUUCUAUUUAACCCCUUUUUCAUUCUUUCGUUUCUCAUUUAACUCAAACCACCAUGUCUUUUCUCCACUGUUAUUCACCCUUCAAACCUUUCCCACUUGCUUUCUUCGUCCUCCUCCUCUCCUUCCAUUUCUUCCCAGCAAUCAGCACUGAUUUCCUUGUUGGCGACAGCGAUGGCUGGUCAGCCCCUAAACCAAAAGAAGCUGACAAAUACAACAAAUGGGCUUCCCACAACAGAUUCAAUAUCGACGACACUGUCCAUUUCAAGUACGAGAAAGAUUCAGUGAUGAUGGUGACGGAGGAAGAAUACAAACAAUGUGUUUCACCAAAGCCUCUAUUUUAUGAAAACAAUGGAGAUAGUGUGGUAAAGCUUGACAGAGCAGGAUUGUUCUAUUUCAUUAGUGGAGUUUCAGGGCAUUGUCAGAAAGGUCAGAGAAUGAUAAUCAAAGUGUUAGAACCUAUGAGUCCUCCACACCCACCCACUGUUCCACCAGAUGAAAAAAGUGGUGCUGCACAUUCUAAUUUGGUCUCUGUUACAUCUUCAUUCUUGGGGAUGUUCUUCAUGUUGUUCUUUGCUCUGUUUUUGUCGAUUUGAAAUAGGGGUAUCUUGGGAAAUUCGAUUGGUUUGUUCAUUUAUUAGGAUUUUUGUUUUUGUUAAUUUUUUUCUUCUAGAGUUAUGAAUGAAUGGUUGGUUUAGUUUUGAUUGUAGUUGAGUAAUUUUGGAGAUGUUGAAUAAUAACAAAAUUACAAAAAGAAAUGUGGAAUACGCUUGAAAUUCUUC
Cucumis sativus (cucumber) is the source of this 999-nucleotide messenger RNA. Its product is annotated as mavicyanin. Gene Ontology annotation, molecular function: electron transfer activity. The coding region runs from base 274 to 813 and encodes 179 amino acids. NCBI's taxonomy places the organism in Eukaryota, Viridiplantae, Streptophyta, Magnoliopsida, Cucurbitales, Cucurbitaceae. Gene Ontology annotation, cellular component: plasma membrane. The record is from RefSeq and is a predicted model, not a curated record. The transcript is spliced from 2 exons.